GGUAAGCGCCAUAUACAAGAGGCGAAGCUGAGCAGAGGGGAAGGGAGCUUGGUCUGUUUGGUACUGAUGACUGCGGCCAUUGUCUCUUUUCCAUCUUAGCGUUGCGAGAUCAAGGGGGAGGGGAAUUUUUUUUAAAAAAAGGAAUCGCAGGAGAAGAAUGGGGAAGCUGGAGGAAAUCGUACGCAUAGCGAAGAAGAUGGAUAAGAUGGUGUCCAAGAAGAACACGAGUGGUGCGAUUGAUUUACUGAAAGAACUUAAAAGCAUUCCCAUGACUUUGGAUUUGUUGCAGUCUACACGGGUUGGGAUGUCUGUGAAUGCUGUUAGAAAACAAAGCACGGAUGAAGAAGUCACAACACUUGCUAAGUCACUCAUCAAAUCAUGGAAAAAGCUGCUAGAUGGCCCUGCAGGAGACAAAGACGCUGAAGACAAAAGAAAGGAAUGUUCAUCUUCCUCAAAGAACAUUUCAGACUCAACAGAACAAAGCUCGAGUAAGAGACCAGAACCAAGAACACCUACUACUCCAAAGAUGACCACAUUCCCUCCAGUUCCUGUUACAAGUGAUACUGUCCGCAAUAAGUGCAGAGAAAUGUUGUCGGCUGCCCUCCAAACAGACAAUGAUUAUGUUGCAAUAGGAACUGACUGUGACCAUAUGGCAGCUCAAAUUGAAGAGAUUGUAUUCCAAGAGAUGGGCAAUACAGAUAUGAAAUACAAAAACCGAGUGCGAAGCAGGAUAGCUAACCUAAAAGAUACCAAAAACCCCAAUUUAAGGAAGAAUGUUCUCUGUGGAAAUAUUACACCAGAACAAAUUGCAAGAAUGACUGCUGAGGAAAUGGCAAGUGACGAACUGAGAGAGAUUCGGAAAGCUUUAACAAAUGAAGCUAUCAGAGAGCGCCAGAUGGCCAAGACUGGUGGUACUGAAACUGCCCUCUUCACUUGUGGGAGGUGCAAACAGAAGAACUGUACUUAUACACAGGUUCAAACACGAAGUGCUGAUGAACCCAUGACAACGUUUGUCUUUUGCAAUGAAUGUGGUAACCGAUGGAAAUUUUCUUAAGUAACGAGAAGACUACAGCUGGACCAAUAUAUGAAUUAUAUACCUAAAUUAUAAAGGAUCAUCAUGUAUAUUAAAUCUCACAUUUUGUUAGAUAUAUCGCUGUAAAUUAAAUCUUUGCAAUUAUACUCCUUUGCAGCUCAGCUGAUGUAAUCUAAACUUGUACUGUAAUUGAAUCUGUUAAUUAAUGCAUUGUAUGGUACAAGAAGUUGCAUUUCACUUCAGUGUUUUAAAACUUCUUUAUA
Hemiscyllium ocellatum (epaulette shark) is the source of this 1296-nucleotide messenger RNA. RefSeq names its product transcription elongation factor A (SII), 2 (gene tcea2). The record is from RefSeq and is a predicted model, not a curated record. Gene Ontology annotation, molecular function: zinc ion binding; nucleic acid binding. Lineage: Eukaryota; Metazoa; Chordata; Chondrichthyes; Orectolobiformes; Hemiscylliidae. Bases 158 to 1054 code for a protein of 298 amino acids. The transcript has 10 exons. Gene Ontology annotation, biological process: transcription elongation by RNA polymerase II; DNA-templated transcription. Gene Ontology annotation, cellular component: nucleus.